This is a messenger RNA of Oncorhynchus mykiss (rainbow trout), 2192 nucleotides long. RefSeq names its product family with sequence similarity 181 member B (gene fam181b). NCBI's taxonomy places the organism in Eukaryota, Metazoa, Chordata, Actinopteri, Salmoniformes, Salmonidae. The record is from RefSeq and is a predicted model, not a curated record.
ACAAACAACAAGUGUCUGUUCCCUCAGUUCAGUCUCUGUUCUGUUCUACUGUGGAGUGGAAAAGUGGAGAGGAGAGGAGUGGAAUUCACAGGAGCUGCAUGUCCAAGGCUCACAACUAGCUCAAGGACCAAGGGGUUUGGACCAACCCUACGAGCAAAAAAGACGCUGAAAAUACAUCUCGUUGGUUGAAAAGACGUUGAGAAUACAUAUUCUCAACCAUUUUUUGCACACUGGGAAGCUACCCUGGGACUAGUCUCUUGUGACAGUCUGAAAUCGAAUAUCUGAUUUGCUUCUUGUAGGUGCCAACAUUACCCAGACCUACAGGACAAGAAGACAUGCUGUGACGAGGAAGAGGCUCUUUAUAUUUUGGAUUAGCAGCAGCAGCGGAUGCUGAGGGCGAGGCCACUGAGGCCCCAGUGUUUAGAAUCAGAAUUGUAAUGGCUGUUCAAACUGCAAUCAUGAACUCUCCGUUCGUAAACUUCUGUUUCCCUGGGUCGGUCAUGAUGGAGUAUGACAUGAGUCAGAGCCUGGACGGGAGUCCGCUGGAGGAGAGUGAGGAGAGAGGAGAAUACAGGGAAACCACCAGAAGUCUGGACGGGAGUCCGCUGGAGGAGAGUGAGGAGAGAGGUGAAUACAGGGAAACUACCAGGAAUCUGCUCAGCUUCAUAGACUCGGCCUCCAGCAACAUCAAACUGGCUUUGGACAAGCCAGUCAAGUCCAAAAGGAAAGUCAACCACCGCAAGUACCUGCAGAAGCAGAUCAAGAGAUGUACAGGCUUCAUCAGUCCAACAGGGAACCCAGCAGCAGCUCCAGGGGCCAACAAGAGAAAAAUCUCUGGCUUUCCCACCCAGACCCAGACCCAGCCUCAGAUCCAGCUUCAGACCCAGCCCAGCCCAUUCCAGCAAGGCAAACCCGUCCACAAGCGGGACGGGCUACAGGCCAACCUCCAGACCAAGAGCCUGGCUGCCCUCUUUAACUCUGUCAAGGAGCCUGUCAAGGGGGAGAGAGCCAAGAAGCCUCCCCUGAGGCACCGUAACCUUCCCCCAUCCUUUUUCACUGAGCCGGCCAACACUACCACCACCUCUCGAGUCACGUCCACCUCGGGCAUGUUCCUGGGUGAUCUGGAACGGGGAGCGGGGAACCCAGACUUCUUUGACCUGCUGGGGCCGGACUACAGUAACAUGCUCAGUGAUCAGGACGUGUUUCAGACUCGCGGCCUGCCCAGUAGGGUCAUCGACCAGGACGUGUUUCAGACUCGGGGCCUGCCCAGUAGGAUCAUCGACCAGGACAUGUUUCAGACUCGGGGCCUGCCCAGUAGGAUCCUCCAGCACCAGCAGACUCAGGACAUAACAGACCAGGUAUCGCCCUACGACCCUCACCAUCUAGUGGGAGGAUUCUUGUAUACAGAGCCUUGGACCUCUUCUCCUUCUAAGAAGGCAGGGGAGGGCGUACGGACGGGCCCAGGAACACAGACACCCCUGUACUGCCAAUCAGGAGAGGGCGUACGGACGGGCCCAGGAACACAGACACCCCUGUACUGCCAAUCAGGAGAGAGCGUACGGACGGGCCCAGGAACACAGACACCCCUGUACUGUCACUCUGUGUCCGACUCCUCUGCGACAGGGUCUACAGAGGAUAGUAACUCACUGUGCACUCUGGCCUUUCCCAACUUCUUCCCAGACUGCUCUGUGUCUCAGGUCUCAUAUGGUCUGAGUAGUGGUGGUUACAACACAAAGGAUUUUUCUUCUCUCUGAUAAGACAUCGCUAUCGCAUCCCUGUCGGAGACUACAAGUGGAGUAGUUCUGGUCCAACAUGUUAGUGUGACUUGCUAUUGACCAGAGCUACAGAUUGAGAUACUGUCUAAUCUAAUCGUAUUUGUAACGUACACCUUUUCCAGCAGGUAUAAAAAGUGCAGUGAAAUACUUGUGUGUUAGAGCUCCCUCGACAACGCAGAACAUUACAUCAAUAAUCAUGUAAUAACAAGUAGUAGAAGUAAUAGACCAGGUAGUAUGCCUAUUGAUCAUGUAGGUAUUUACAAAUAUUAAGUGGGUAGUGGAAUUAAUAGUAUAUAAUAAAACAGUAACAUUGACUGUGUGUGUGUGUGUGUGUGUGUGUGUGUGUGUGUGUGUGUGUGUGUGUGUGUGUGUGUGUGUGUGUGUGUGUGUGUGUGUGUGUGUGUGUGUGUGUGUGUG